AUGGAGGUUGUCAUGGAGGAAGGAGGAGAUAUCUCCGGCUGCAGCUCCACCACCACUACCACAAUUGACGAUGACUUAAACUACGCAUUAGCGGAUUGGUCACCACUCAUCGUCCACUCACCAAUGUUUUCCGGCACCAACAACCUCCCGAGUGUCAUCGAGACUAUCAUCGACAAAAACACACCUAAAGAAGAAGUAGGAGUAGAAGAGGAAGAAGAUAAUAAAGGGUUGAGGCUUCUACACUUGCUCAUGGCCUCAGCAGAAGCCCUUUCGGGGCCGACAAAUAAGGGUAAGAGUAAUGAUUUAGCCAAAGUGAUAUUGGCUCGGCUCAAAGAAUUAUUGGUUUGGUCGUCGGAGAUUCGUUCUCCGACGAACAUGGAAAGCCUUGCUUUGCAUUUCACCAAAGCACUUGAAUCUCUCACUCAUGUUUCAAUAUCACAUGGCAACACCGCCGGCGCCGGAAAUUUUCUGACUGCAUUCCAGCUCCUGCAAGACAUGUCGCCUUACAUUAAGUUUGGCCAUUUCACUGCAAACCAAGCCAUCAUUGAAUCAGUGGCAUGUGAUCGGAGAAUACAUAUAAUCGAUUACGAUAUCAUGGAAGGCGUCCAGUGGGCAGCUUUGAUGCAAGAUCUUGUUUCCAAGAAUGAUGGUUUACCACCACCGCACCUCCGUGUCACUGCACUUGCUCGUGCUGGAGGUAAGCAAGUGAUUAAUGUUCAAGAAACCGGCCGUCGUUUAAUAGAUUUUGCAAAUUCAAUCGGCCAGCCUUUUUCGUUCAGCCAAUGCCGGCUUGAUAGUAGUGACAAAUUAUGUGCUUCUCGAAUUAAAUUGGUGAAAGGAGAAGCACUUGUAGUGAAUAUUAUGCGACAUUUGCCACACUCUCCACAUCGAUCACAAACGUCGAUGUCCUCGAUUAUCAGCCUAGUGGCUUCAUUAUCACCGAGACUUAUAACAGUGGUUGAAGAAGAGAAUGAAGAGAUGGAGAAAGGCGAAGGAUUUAUUUUGAGGUUCAGGCAAGUAUUGCAUCGGUACUCGGCUGUGUGGGACUCGUUGGAAGCCGGGUUUCCGAUGCAAAGGAUAGCGAGGGGGAUGGUAGAGAAUGUGCUCUUUGGGCCAAGGAUUGCCGAGGAUGUGAAGAUGGCGUUUGAGAGAAGUGAUGAGGGAGAUGGAGAUGGAGAAGGAGAUUGGGGUGGCGGAGAAGUUGAAUGUUGCCGGAUUUAGACCGGGAAAAAUAAGUUUUUUUAACCAUUGUCAAGCUAGAUUGCUUGCAGGUUUGUUUCAUGAAGGAUAUAGGGUUGAAGAGAAGGGAGUGAAUAAGAUUGUUUUAGGGUGGAAGUCACGGCCGUUGCUUUUGGCGUCUGUUUGGUCUUCUCCGGUGAGAAGCUCUAGGAGGAUA
Molecule: messenger RNA, 1396 nt
Organism: Dioscorea cayenensis subsp. rotundata (Guinea yam)
Lineage: Eukaryota; Viridiplantae; Streptophyta; Magnoliopsida; Dioscoreales; Dioscoreaceae
Product: protein NODULATION SIGNALING PATHWAY 2-like
Exons: 1
Coding region: 1-1221 (406 amino acids)
Biological process (GO): regulation of DNA-templated transcription
Cellular component (GO): nucleus
Molecular function (GO): sequence-specific DNA binding; DNA-binding transcription factor activity
Source: RefSeq, a predicted model, not a curated record